CCGCCCUUUCUCGUGCCGAUGGACGCCGCCGAGGUCGAGUUCCUGGCCGAGCAGCAGCCGGUCGCCAUCAUCCCCAGCUUCAGCCUGGACCGCAUUUACCUCAUCGGGGGGGACUUGGGUCCCUUUAAUCCUGGGCUGCCUGUGGAAGUACCUCUCUGGUUGGCGAUCAACCUGAAACAGAGACAGAAGUGUCGACUGAUACCUCCAGAAUGGAUGGAUGUAGAAAAGUUAGAGCAAAUUCGAGAUCAGGAACGCAAAGAAGACACUUUCACCCCAAUGCCUAGUCCUUUCUACAUGGAAUUGACUAAGUUGCUGUUGAACUAUGCUGUGGAUAAUAUUCCAAAGGCAGAUGAAAUCCGAACCUUGGUUAAAGAUAUAUGGGACACACGGAUAGCCAAACUCCGGUUGUCUGCGGACAGCUUUGUCAGACAGCAGGAAGCUCAUGCCCGGCUGGAUAAUCUGACGCUGAUGGAGAUCAACACCACCGGUGCUUUCCUUACUCAAGCAUUAGAUCACAUGUACAAGCUCCGAACCAGUCUCCAGCCCGGAGAGAAUGCCCAAUCCCAGGACUUUUGAAGGCAGCAAUCUUCCAUGAAAUGUGUUCCUGGCAGCCUGCCGAUUCCCGAGUCUUAAGCAAGCACACAUGUGAUACUAUUUGGCAAAUUAUUCAAAGCGAAAACUCUGCAUCAUGACCGAGUCAGUGUAACAUCAUUCUGGAUAGCCUGAACUAGUUGGAAGCUAAUGGAACGUUGAGGCUGCGGCGUUCUAGCCAGCCCAGUCUGCCAUCGUUGCAAAACGGUGUGACCUCAGCAGUGGAGGUGCAUGUUACCUUCCCCCAACAAAUAGAUGCUCUUCGCCAACAACACUCCAGCGUCCCGACGUGUGGCUGCCCUUCCAGACGAAUUGGCCGUAGCUUUUGCUUCUGGGCUGGAUUUUAUUCUCCCUCCAGGAGGAGGAAGCACAUUGGUUCCGGCACCUAAGGAUCCAGUUGCAUGGCACUCCUCUGGGCCUACCUGGGGAGUGAGGUGUGUAUUCCAGUCCCUCUUUCCGACAGGACCCAGAGCUUCCACCAUGAUAUCGCUGAUUGCAGUCUUUGUCUGUCAGCUGUCCUCCGAGAUAAAGGGUUUUCUCUGGUUGCCUUGACAGCAGCUACUGAAGUGCACUGCUUUUGUGUAAGAGUGUCUGCUAAGAGGGGGAGACAAUGGGGCUGCAAGACAAGGCACAUCACUUGGUCUGGUUUGUGUUCUUUUUAUCCCUGCUGUGAAGGGUCGCCUUUAAUUUGCUGGAGACUCCCUGCAGUUACAGCUGGUUUCCACGGGCAUUCAGUGCUUGAUCUGGUUUCCACUGGCCAUUAGUCACACAGCAAAUGUUGCUGAGUAUCUGGCUUAUCGCCUUCCUUAGAAGCCACUUGAGCGGAGGAGAAUACUAGGAUUGUGGCCUAAAUGCGGCUACAUGAAGACUCGUUCGUGGGACAGGUUGGCCUAGGCAGCGGUGGGUGCGUUCUGCAGUAGUCCUCUGACCUCUUGCCUCUCUGUGGGGUGUUUCGGAUAAGGAAGUUCAAAUGUUUGAACUGCGCAGACUGCGCUUGUGUACAUGUUAGUGAAAGGUUCACCAGAAACUGAAUCGCUUGAUCUUUUAUCAUGAAGAGUUCUGGUGCAAAUUCCAUCUGUUUUUCUUAUUAACCUUAGUGAGCUUUUCUUUUGUUCUAUUUUAUUUGCAGUGUUAUGUGACAUUCCAAGAAUGAACCUUUGCCUACAAGCACAUUUUUAAUAUUGCAUCAUGAAGUUGUUAAAGAUGGGGCAAGAGUUUGCUUAUAGCGGACUAGCAUGUUCUCUCCAAACACACCACUUAAACCUGGUUUUAUUAUGCUCCCAGAGCGGUUUACAGUACCAGUCGUAGUCUUCAAAUAGUCAGAAUCAAAAUGCAUUAUAUAUUUUAUUCAGGUGUUAUAGUCAUACACUGCCAUAGUGUCUAAUAAUUUGCUGUCUACUAUCCCUUGCAUCUUUUUCCAUGCUACUUAAAGUUUAUUUGUGAUACUUGUCAGCGUUUUGGAAAUUAUGUCAUUGCUUAACUUUAGCCAUUCUAGCUUCUAGUAAGUUUCUAGUUUAUUCAUUGCAGGAAAAGUCAUGACCUACCUUAUUGGUCUGGUUGUAAGGUUAGCUAUAAGGUGUUUAUAGGGUGUAAAUGCCAUAUAAAGCUGGAUGAAGCUGCUAGUGCUGCAGGAUUUGAUCUUUUUCUUCCAAAGGUGCCUUUAAAUGUGGUUAGUGUUGCUGUUUUUAAUUUCCACAGAGUCAGUGUAACUUUUUCACCAUUGGGGUUGGGAAAAUAAUCCUUUGUCAUGAUUUAGGAACAGUUUAUUUUUGGAUGUUGUCAGAAAUUACAGCAAUAUAUUCAUAAAUACCUAAUUACUACAUUCAACAAAUAAUAUAUUACAUUACAUUUAGUUCAAACAAGUACACUUAAAACAGGUUAAAUUUGUCUCACAGCAUCUAAACUGCCCCAGCAGGCUGGGCUUUAUCCUCCUGCUCUCCCCUCCUGCUCUGUUGCUGGAGAAAUUUCGCAUUAGAACAAGACGUCAGCAUGGUCCUGGGGUCAAGGGAGAGCAAAUGUUUGAGAAUUUAAGCAGUGGGCCAGGGCCAGGUAGUUUCUACAUGGGUUAUGGGAGCAGAAUACAUUGCCUUCCAUUGUUAAAGUUAGAAAAGGAGAGAACUCUUUGAAAGAUGGGUUUCUCCGUGGUAGGGUCUUGUGAUUUCUUAAUGGUCCAUUUUUAGCCUCCGCAUUUAUGAUUUUGCAUUAUAUGAGGAAAAGGAAUAUUUCAAAUAAUGGGUACUUUCACUGAAUGGGAAAUUGAUGCUGACCCGGCAUCUUGUGUACCCUUGUCUGAGGCUGGAUUAGAAUCCAACUGAGUUUGACAAAGCGCACACUCAGUUUUCACGACUGUUAUCCAUCUAUAAGGAGAUCAAGCCAGUCGGCUCUCGCGCGUGCCCUUAAACAGCACACGUUGUCAGGCCUGCAAAUGCUGAAGUGAUGUGGUGCCAAUGCCUUCCCACAGAAUGUAGCCUGCGUUUCGCUCAGUUGAGAGAAACUGCACUCAGUGCAGUUGUAUUCAGAAACGUGGGUGCAGUGGCCUCCCUUGGGAAUGCCCGUGUUUGCUCCUGCCCACUCUCUCAUCGGUUAAACUAGGAAGCAAAAGGUACGGUCCGUUCUGAUGUGAAAGACACUGCAACUUCUGGAUGAACUUGCUGUGAAGAUAGCAGCCCAUAUGCCCCUCGUCUAACACCCAAUUUGGAUAGUGUCGAAGUAGGGAAGAAAAUAGAAAAUUAAUCUAGUUAGAAAUUUAUUAAUAGAGCCAUUAAUUUUCAGCUCAUCUUUUUUCUCAGACGCCUAAAGGUAGUGGAACUUCCUGCAUCACUACUACAAAUAUGUAUUGCAUUCCCACAUGGCUAGCAACUGUAAAUGUGUUCCAGAAGUGUUUUCUGGCCAAAACUGAAACCUGAAUAGCAACGAACAUUAAUGCUGUGGUCCUAUAAUACUUUUCAGCUGAUGUUAAGUUUAAGGUAUAGUUUUGCAUUUUCCUUUUUUGGCAAACUCUAGUUAUGGAAUAAAAUGGCAGCCAUGAUAAACAGGUAGAGGUUUCUUUUUCCUGGUGAAGGCAAAUGGGUGAGCCUAACAGUAUUGACAGGAAAAAAUAAUAAAUGACUUUUGCUCUUUCCUGCUAUUUUUCUCUCAUGCUCCAUUAGAGCCGAUUGUCUCAGUAUAUCAAGGAAGGAUAUGCAGAACACUAUUACAGAAGCUGUCAGGCAUGGCUGGCUGAAGGAGCACCUGGUAAUUGAAAGAGAAACUCACACAUGCAUGCUCUUUGUAUCUAGGAACAAGGCUUUUUAACUUGGGGACCAAAUUUGCUCUUGAGUGUACCUGCUUAUAACAGAUAUACUUUCUUUUGGAGGGUGGUCAGGGCUUUGGUAUUCAUAAAAGUUGCAUAGAAAAUGGAAUUAUGGCAGGUCUAGCUUUCUCAAAGGGUGAAGAACCUGCACCAGCUGGAUCUUCUAAGAGAUUAAAGGGCAUAGAAGCAUUGCUGUCCCUUGCAGCUGAUCACCGAGUAUGGUAAGAACGUAAGAACUUGCUUUUCAUUCUAGGUGUUCAGCAAAAUAGUUUUUCUAUAGCAACAACCAACAUCGCACAUCAGCAAGUAAAAUCUCAGAGUACAAAAAAAGGAUAAAAAUAGCCCAGUGACUGCAGACGGCAAGUUCCAGGGUUGUGGUAUUUGUCUUUUCGAAGUAUUGUGCUUUUGCCAUACUUUUGUCAGCAAGAACUGGUUGGUGGUGAAUGGAAGAGUUAAGGCUGGGAAAGCCAUUCUGAACUUGCUUGUGGGAACUGAACCUCACUUUUCGUGUAUGGGCCACUCAGCAAAUACAAAAAGUCCGGGCCUGUAACAUUUUGUGACUGACACUCUUAAGAUACUUACAAAGUUAUUUUAAGAGACAGGGACUCCUCUUUACAUGUAUUGCUUUGUCACACUUCACACAGCGGAGAAGGCAGCCUCGACAGACAACUGGAGCUUGGAGUUUUCUUACUGCAAACUUCCAGACCGAAUAUCAGUUGCCGCAUGGAUAUCUUAUCUGUCUUGCCCUGCAAUAAUGCCUUUUUCUGUUGAUGUUAUAGUUAAUAGUGAUAAUUAAUGAAGUGUGGAAAAGAAUAGCAAAAUUAUGGCCAAGAUGUUUUGCUGGAGAAAGGAGUUUCAUUUCAAAUUUGAACAGGCACUAUUUAGGUAAGGAAAAAAUGCCAGUGCACAUCGGCUCUUGUUGACCGGUCAAAGGGGUCGGAUUUACGGCAGUGGCUGAGAGAGCCAGGAUAGGAUAGACCUUAAAAGUCAUGUAAGGGCCGUGGGCAUUGAGGAUCCAUGACUUUUGAAUCAAGAACGAUGGGCUGUUGCUUGGAUACAGACAGUGCCGAGACCCUCCUCACAGCGGACGGUGAAACCAGAUCCUUUGUUUCAGCGAUGGAACUACAGGGCUGCAGGUACGAAUCGCAUGAUUGUGAGGGCAGGUCGGUUGCCUGUUGUGCUGUUUGCAACAUGGGUGUCAAUCGGGUGCUGCAUGCAGCCAGUCCACACUGUUGCGUUUACUCGUACGCUUCGGUUCACUGGUGAAUGGAAUCGCAACAUACCACUCUGUGUGUGUUUGUGUGAGUGAGAAGCAGUUUGGAGACAGCUAGUUUGAGGCACACUUCACAAGAUUUUCCUUUCUUUGCAUAAGCUUUUUUUUUUUUUUUUGUAGUUUUUGGACUGAACUUUUUUUCUUUGGAAACCUCACAGAGUUGAUGCUGCUGUGAUUUCAGUCAGUGUUGGUGAACUGAGCAAGUACUGGAUGUUGACUGCGAGGAUUGUAAUUUAGUCCCUAAAUCGUGGUCUCCUCAGAUUGCAACCCUGGAUUCUCAAUAGCAGCUGGUCAUGUGACAUUCAGUAUUUCAAGUACUUGAAGAAAUGUAAGGUAGGGAGCAGGAGAAAGGGGAAGUGCCUGGUUUUAUAGUAAGAGAAUUCACUGUACCACCAACCAGGUGCUACACAUUGCAAAAUACUUAGAAGUGAUAGCACGUGCCCCAGUGGAAAGCUUUUUCUUUAAAAUUUUUUUUUUAAACACUUCAAUAUUUUUUCAUGUCCUGACCAGCAGCAGUACAAACACUAAAAGCAAGCUACCGUUUUGCCAAAAAAAAAAAAAAAGCAGAAACAUAUUGAAAAUGGCAAGCUUUUUAUAACAAUAAUUAAAGUAAUAAAACAUACAAAACAUUUUAAAUAUAUACACAGUACAAGGCUGAAGCACCUUUUUUCAACUCUUUAAUUGCAAAAUCUUUGUAUGAAAAUUCUACCCACUGGGGUACAUAAUCUGUGUGUAUUGUAUGUAUAUCACUGUUCUGUACAUCCUCCCCUUCCCAGUAAUAAAACGGUACCUUCAGUUUA
Molecule: messenger RNA, 5956 nt
Organism: Varanus komodoensis (Komodo dragon)
Lineage: Eukaryota; Metazoa; Chordata; Lepidosauria; Squamata; Varanidae
Gene: GINS2
Product: GINS complex subunit 2
Exons: 5
Coding region: 19-576 (185 amino acids)
Biological process (GO): double-strand break repair via break-induced replication; DNA replication
Cellular component (GO): nucleus; GINS complex
Source: RefSeq, a predicted model, not a curated record